GUAUAAAACUAACCUAAGUCCUAACUUGUAGCGACCAGUUCAGACGUGUUAUGCGCCGUACGUUUAAUGUUAAAUAGGUAACUGUUUUAAAUUGGCGGCAGGUAAUUAGUAAAUGCACAUAAUAGCACAUUGCACACUUUCAAAGUUUCAAACUCCAAUGUUCAGUUCAAUGAUUUAUUUUAAUAGAAUCACUAGAAUCUAGUGAUUUUGUAUUUUUCAUUCAGCAGUCGAUACCGCGAUUUAAGUAAUUUAAUUUAUCUUUAGUUUUGGUGGCUAGCCAGUGCCGUGUUUUUGUUGAACAGUGUUAUAUUAAUCGUCACAACCCGCAUAAUAUUACAUAUAAUAAUUUAAAUUUUCGACCUCUAAAGCAAACGAAAUGAUGUCGACUGGAGGACAGCAGAAUAAAGACGUGCAAGAGUUUAUGUGCCGUAUAAAGGACCUGAACACCAGAAGAUUGUCCGGCCAGUCUGACUCUGAUGAUAUGAAAAACACUACAGACACUUUUCGUUGGCUUCGGAACAACUCACCCUUUCUUGAUGAUACUGAUAAAUGCCGAUUGUUGGAUUCCGGACUGAUUGAAAUCUGUUUAUGGUACUGCAACACUUAUUUUGCCAACGAGUCCCUAAGCUGUAGUAUAUUGCUACAGUUUUUGGCCAACUUCUCUGUGGGCCAUGAGAAUUCUCAACGGCAGAUAUUUGAUGGUUUCUGUAGUACGUUGAGACAUUUUAUUGUAUCUUCUCAGGAUUCCAAGCUAUUAAAUAAUUCAAUGAUGCUGCUGUAUAAUCUGUGUUUGUGUGAUGUAAACUUCAGAGAAGAGAUCUUAAAAGAUGCAAAUAUAGUUCAACAGAUUAUGACACAUUGGACCCUAAAAGAAUUGGAAUAUAGUAAAAUAUUUCUAGAUUCAAUCUUUUCAAAUUCAAAAGAUUUCUUAUUGGUCUUUACAAAUCUUCCUGACUGUUCUAAAGAUGAAUUAAUGAACAUUAUCUCCAUUUGGCUUGACAAUUAUAACAAAGAAGUAUCUUUAGAUGUCAUUGUUGUAAUAAGAAAUAAUUUUUUUAUCGAUUGUGCCAUAGAAAAAAUAACAAGACAUGUGGUGAAUGUUCUUGCUAAGGCUUCAAAUAUAGAAAAAUUCAAUUCUGAAAUAAAAAGUCACACUGCUCUAUUAAAAAAAAUUAUGGAUUUGUUGGUAUCCAUACAUAAGUGUGUCAAGGAUAAUGAUGAUUCAAAUGACUUUAGUCGUGUGAAGGAUCUCUCAGCUCUAUUUAAUUCAGAUGUACAAACUCACAAUAGAUUUUGGUUCAAAUCAGAUCUAAUACGAUUGAUUGCAAAUAUGUGUUUUAACAACCAAAAACAUCAAAACCUAAUGCGUUCUGAUAAUAUUAUUCCUAUACUGUUGGAGUGUUGUGCAUUUGAUGCCAAAAAUCCCUUGAUGCGUGAAUGGAGCUUAUUUGCACUAAGAAAUAUUUUGGAAGGAAAUCUGGAUAACCAAAAUUUUGUGGCUAAUAUAGAUUCUAUUGGAUCCAUUGACCCUGAAUCAUCAGUUAAACUAACCGAUACACUUAAAAUGGCUUCAAUUAAGAAUUCUAUCUCAGAUAGCGACACUAUGUUCAUCUAAGUUAAAUAAUUAGUUUUAUUUCUUAUUGCCACUUACCUAUAUUUUAUAACCAAUGUUAAUGAUAAUAGUUCAUAUACCUGUGUAAGUUUAUUAAGUAUUAUAAAAGAAUAUUAUAAUCUAAGGAUUUAUAGAAGAAAAUAAAAGGAGUUUUUGCAUGGUUAAAAAACAAAAGUUUAAGGUGAAUAAUUAUAUUAUUUUUUUAUGGAAUAAACUAAAUACAAUCAUUUUAUAA
Rhopalosiphum padi (bird cherry-oat aphid) is the source of this 1847-nucleotide messenger RNA. RefSeq names its product ataxin-10. Lineage: Eukaryota; Metazoa; Arthropoda; Insecta; Hemiptera; Aphididae. The transcript is spliced from 6 exons. Gene Ontology annotation, cellular component: cytosol. The record is from RefSeq and is a predicted model, not a curated record. Gene Ontology annotation, biological process: neuron projection development. Bases 377 to 1615 code for a protein of 412 amino acids.